GGGGGCGGGCCCACGCCGCGCGCAGUGCCUCGCCAGAAGCGCCAGGAGCAGCUACUGCCGCCUCAGUCGCCUCAGUCGCUUCAGGCUUGGUCGCCUCAGGCUCAGGCACCACUGGGAUCUUCAGUCCUCACCCCCCAGCCCCGCCCCGGCCGCCCUCCCGUGGGCCGGCCCGCGGGCACGCCCUCUGCCGCGGGACAGGGCUGCCUACAGAGGGAAGCUCUUCACAUGGUUCCAUAUGGACAGUGUCCUUGCCCACGGGGAAGCAGGCGGGCUGGCAGGACAGGCGUCCCCAGGCCGGGAGGAGGAGCCGCUCGCAGGUCACGGGGCCCCACGACCCGUCAGCCCUCCCGCAAGUCGCCAGAGCCAGCUCUGAUGCUCUAGGUCCCAAGGGUGAACCCGCACUGUCUAUGGAUCUGCUCUGACACGUCGAGCCUGCUUAUGGGGGAAGGUGACACCAUCUGGGCCCCAUCUGUCCUUCCUGACGGCGCCCUCGGCACCCUGAGCCACCACCCCCAGCUGCAUUUUGGAAGAAAGAUGGAGUCCAAGGUCUCGGAAGGCGGCCUGAACGUGACGCUGACCAUCCGCCUGCUGAUGCACGGAAAGGAAGUUGGCAGCAUUAUCGGAAAGAAAGGAGAGACUGUGAAGAAGAUGCGUGAGGAGAGCGGGGCGAGAAUCAACAUCUCAGAGGGAAACUGCCCAGAGAGAAUCGUGACCAUCACGGGCCCCACGGACGCCAUCUUCAAGGCCUUUGCCAUGAUCGCCUACAAGUUUGAAGAGGACAUCAUCAACUCCAUGAGCAACAGUCCGGCCACCAGCAAGCCUCCGGUGACGCUGAGGCUGGUGGUCCCCGCUAGCCAGUGCGGGUCCCUGAUUGGCAAAGGCGGCUCCAAGAUCAAAGAGAUCAGGGAGUCCACAGGUGCCCAGGUCCAGGUGGCCGGGGACAUGCUGCCCAACUCCACAGAGCGGGCAGUGACCAUCUCGGGGACCCCGGACGCCAUCAUCCAGUGUGUCAAGCAGAUCUGUGUGGUCAUGCUGGAGUCCCCACCGAAAGGUGCCACCAUUCCCUACCGCCCAAAGCCCGCCUCCACCCCUGUCAUUUUUGCAGGUGGUCAGGUAAGAGCCGACCCGCUCGCGGCCUCCACUGCCAACCUCAGCCUUUUACUGCAGCCCCCGCCGCUGCCCGCCUACACGAUCCAGGGACAGUACGCCAUCCCCCACCCAGAUCAGUUGACCAAGCUCCACCAGCUGGCCAUGCAGCAAACCCCCUUUCCUCCCCUCGGACAGACCAACCCCGCUUUCCCCGGAGAAAAGCUGCCUUUACACUCCUCCGAAGAAGCUCAAAAUCUGAUGGGCCAGUCGUCAGGUCUGGACGCCAGCCCCCCGGCCAGCACUCACGAGCUCACCAUUCCCAAUGAUCUAAUAGGCUGCAUAAUUGGACGCCAAGGGACCAAAAUCAAUGAAAUUCGACAGAUGUCUGGAGCGCAGAUCAAAAUCGCCAAUGCCACGGAGGGGUCAUCAGAGCGCCAGAUCACCAUCACGGGGACCCCAGCCAACAUCAGCCUUGCCCAGUACCUCAUCAACGCCAGGCUGACGUCCGAGGUCACCGGAAUGGGCGCGCUCUAACCCCACGGCGCCCCCACGCUCACCACCUGUGCAGACUGCCCCCCGCCCCCCGCAGAUGUAGAGGUUUCUUUACCAACAGAAGCUAUCUGUGCCUGCCUAGACCUAUGCCCACAAUGCUCCAAGUGUGUCUGGGGCCCCUGGCUCCACCCUGACACUGCUCCAAGUUCAUUUAUGCCUGCUCCUCACGCGUUGGCAUGCCAUGUCCAUUAUUUUAAAGGCUUUGUGGCCACUCCCAUCUGUGACGCUCUAGAAACGUUGUUCCUUAGUGUCUGUGUAACCUUUUUAAGAUUUGGUUUGAUGUGUGGACAUUGUCUCCGAGGCCCCAGAGCUGUGGCCGCAGGAAGCCGCCCCUCCUGGGCGCCCUCGGCCUUGUCUCCCAUGGCCACACGGGUCAGCACCGGGUGGGGUGCACAUCUCCCUAUGUCUGAGGGCAGGAGAGUGGAGGGCUCGGGGUUGUGACGGGGAGGAGGGAGCGGGCUGCUGGGCCCCAGGCAUCUGUCUUUGGGGCUGACAGUGUGGACCGGCUGGGAGGCACCUCUGCACUGGGUCCCAGUUCAAUAAAUGAUGCGCGCUGCCCCUCA
This is a messenger RNA of Bubalus bubalis (water buffalo), 2204 nucleotides long. It is a transcript of the gene PCBP3, whose product is annotated as poly(rC) binding protein 3. Gene Ontology annotation, molecular function: mRNA binding. The transcript has 17 exons. Gene Ontology annotation, biological process: regulation of RNA metabolic process; regulation of gene expression. Bases 439 to 1623 code for a protein of 394 amino acids. Lineage: Eukaryota; Metazoa; Chordata; Mammalia; Artiodactyla; Bovidae. The record is from RefSeq and is a predicted model, not a curated record. Gene Ontology annotation, cellular component: nucleus; cytoplasm.